UUAUAUUAGUGCAGAACACUGUACCUUUAAUUUAAAUGCCCUUGGAGUCUGCUGGGGAAGAGAAAUAUUACUGUCAGUCAGUAUGACAUGCAGAUGAGUGCCGUCGAUCUUAGAAUCACCGCACACUUCACUCAUUUGGGCAGUCACGGGGCACGACGAAGAAGAUGAAGAAGAAGAAGAAGAAGAAGAAGAAGAAGAAGAAGAUGAAGAAGAAGAAGAAGAUGAAGAAGAUGAAGAAGAAGAAGAAGAUGAAGAAGAAGAUGAUGAAGAAGAUGAUGAAGAAGAAGAUGAUGAAGAAGAAGAAGAUGAAGAAGAAGAAGAAGAAGAAGAAGAAGAAGAAGAAGAAGAUGAAGAAGAAGGAAGAAGAAGAAGAAGAUGAUGAAGAAGAAGAAGAAGAAUGAAGAAGAAGAAGAAGAAGAUGAUGAAGAAGAAGAAGAAGAUGAAGAAGAAGAAGAAGAAGAUGAAGAAGAAGAAGAAGAAGAAGAAGAAGAAGAAGAAGAAGAAGA
This is a messenger RNA of Staurois parvus, 506 nucleotides long. NCBI's taxonomy places the organism in Eukaryota, Metazoa, Chordata, Amphibia, Anura, Ranidae. The record is from the annotation of a GenBank genome assembly.